Molecule: messenger RNA, 2732 nt
Organism: Bombus pascuorum
Lineage: Eukaryota; Metazoa; Arthropoda; Insecta; Hymenoptera; Apidae
Gene: Y-h
Product: protein yellow-like
Exons: 5
Coding region: 664-2316 (550 amino acids)
Cellular component (GO): extracellular region
Source: RefSeq, a predicted model, not a curated record
ACGCAAUUUCUGUCGUUUUCUCGUUAACUGUUACGAACGACAUUCCUAUAUAUACGUGUUAUAUUUAUCAGAUAAAUUUCCUACGUGUGAAACGAUUUAUAACGAUAACGAUAGACCCGAUCUCCAAGCAUUAAGGAAGAAAGCAAUUAAAACGGGUUAACGAGUUCCGCAUGGUACGUAGCUCGUGUUACCGAUCGUUAAAACAUUUUCGCGUGAUAUGACAUAGUUGCGGGUGUGGACGGCUCUCUUUUUCUUCGUUUCACGAGCACGGAACGAGCUCUCAUGAACUCGCCGCCAAUGACCUAUACCGCGGUGCCUCCGACGAGAGGGAAAAUCUUCUUCGAGAGAAGGGAUUCGCCAUUCUCUCCUUUCGUAGUACACCUAGACACACUUAUGACCCGGAUAGUGAAUAUGGCAGUCGGGUAACAUCCACGCUCUCAUCCCGAGCGAACAUCUUCAUUUGACCGUCAUCUGUCGCGCGUUGUUCUCGAUCCUUCUUGCAAAAGUCCAGCUGGAGUUUCUUGCUUACAGUUUCUACGCUUAACUCGAGUAUCAGUCGACGAUACAUCGAUCGUUCCGAUUAAUUACCGUGGCCAAGGAAGACUGAGAGUCAGUGGGUCACCUUGAAGAACGUUCUUCGUACUUCCGAGGAAUCUUGCAGGCAUGGCGAACGUGAUGCCGUGGCUGCUGUCGAUGUGCCUGCUCGGUCUUCAGGAGAUCGCGAUCCAGCCUGCAAGCAACGCGCUUUCACGCGAUCUUGGAACCAUCAGCCAAAGAAGCGUGCCUUCGGGCUUUCGCUCGUCUUUAAGGAACUACAAAACCCUGAUAUCGAGCCACGAUGAGCUUCCUGGCCACAUAAACUGUGACUCACCAAAACUCGAGGAGAAUUCGCUGGAGAGAUUGUCCACGACUCCAGAAUACAACAAUCAUCUUUAUGGUUCGACGCCGGACUCGAGGGAAUAUUUCUCGAAAUCUUUCGAGAAAAGGUUUCGCUCGAGACUACCAGAAAGAAACCUACUUAGGACGGAUCCACAUUCGGUGAAUCAACUGGAAUCUCAUGGAUUUAAUUACGAUUCUGGACGAGGGCAAAUCGAAGACGAUUAUGUUGGACCUGCUAUGGAAUUGGUUUACGCGUGGUCCACGAUUGACUAUACCUACGACAGCGUCGAGGCUCGAGAUUCGGCUAUUUACGACGGAGAUUUUAUCGCGGAGAACAACUUACCGCUGGGACUGGAAAUUUGGAGAGACAAGGUUUUCAUUACUCUUCCAAAAUGGAAAGACGGUAUUCCGGUUACGUUGGCUACCGUGCCCAAACCUUCCAAGACGAAAAGUCCCAAAUUGAGACCUUAUCCAGACUGGGGAUGGCAUCGACCAGGUAACUGCGAUGGACUGACUUCCGUCUUUAGAGUGCAAGUGGACGAAUGCGACCGUUUGUGGGUCCUAGACUCGGGCAAAGUAGACAUCGCGAAAGGAGGCAAAUCAGCUUGUCCUCCGGCCAUCUUCAUCUUCGACCUAACGACAGAUACUCUUCUCAGAAAAUACAUUAUACCGAGUGAUCAAGUAAAGGAAGAUUCGUUGUACUCGAACAUAGUAGUGGACAUCAGAAACGAGAAUUGUCAUUCCGCGGUAGCUUACGCUUCGGACGUGUUCCGCUAUGGAUUAUUGGUCUACGACUUCUUCAAGGACUCCUCCUUCAGAAUCCAGCAUCACUUCUUUUACCCUGAUCCUUUGGCCGCCAAAUACGAACUCCAUGGUAUAAAAUUCCAAUGGACGGAUGGAAUUUUCGGGAUAGCGCUGAGUCCAGUGGAUAUCCACGACGAUAGAACCUUGUUUUUCCAUCCUAUGUCCAGCUUCCGGGAAUUCGCCGUUUCGACGUCUAUUCUCGCUGAUAAAAAGACAGCCGAAGAGAAUACGGAACUUUUUAUGCCGAUUGGUAGACCUAGAGCCAAAGACUAUGGUCAUUCUUCCGGUUCCGUGAUCGAUAGAAACGGAGUGAUGUUCUUCAAUAUGGUGACCAGAGACUCUGUUUGGUGUUGGGACACCAGGAAGGAAUAUAUUCCACAGAAUCUUGGAGUUAUAGGGACUAGUAAUUUGUCCUUGGUCUUCCCCAAUGACAUCAAGGUUGAUCAUGAAUACGAUCAGAAUAUUUGGCUCAUUUCUAAUAAGUUAGCCAUGUACCUUUAUGGAAGUAUCGAUAGUAGCAAGAUUAACUAUAGAGUGUUCAAAGCUAAUGUUAAGCAGGCUGUCAAGGACACUGUCUGCGAUCCUAAUUACGUCGUGCCUGGCUCUGAGCACGGUUACGACGAGACUUGUUGAAGAUUCUUCGCAUUUUAUUAAGAGAUUUGAGGUAUACGUGGUGGGAAAGAAUUUGUUAAAAAAUUGGAAUAUUUGUGAAUGAAAAUAUAUGUUGGAGAUAAGGGAACUGGGGCAGUCGUUCCUGUUAUCUUAGGAAGACGAAUGUGAAUAAAUGUUACGCCACGACACGUUGAGAAUAGAGAAAACAACUACCUCGAAUUCGUCUUCACUGAAAAUAACGGAGAAGCUUUGUAUUUUUUAAUAUUUUAAGCGUGAUAAAAUUUCUAAGCAAAUACAUUGGGUGAUCACUUUGAUCACAAUGUUUUAAUUCCAUUCGUAUAUGGUAUUGAAAAUGAGGUAACGAAUAAAUGUACACACCGAGAGAUCGUGCGACCAGGAGAAAGCGUAUCGUUAAAUAAAUGUAGCAUUAAAAUAUU